AUUUCUGGAAAUAUGAAUUCUGAAACUGUGAGUAACCUUGUUACUACUGGAGUUGGUUCUGAGGCUGCUCCGGUCAAGGUUGAUGAACCUAGUUCGAAAAGGCUGAGACCAGCAACCUCUGAUGUUUGGAAUUUUUUCAAAAAGCUCGGUCUAGAUAAGGAUGGAGUAGAAUGUGCUGAGUGUAAAGGAUGCAAGAAAGUGUUUAAAGCUGGAGAUAAGCGAUAUGGCACUUCUACUAUAAAACGGCAUCUUGAUAGUUGUACUCAAAUUAAGCAUGAAGAUAUUGGUCAGACUAUAGCAGAAUUGCAACUUAAAAUGGGUUCACUUAAGAUUGAUUCAGGAGUGGCUAGAGAUAUGUUUGCUGGGUAUGUAGUUGCUGGGGAUAAGCCUUUUAAUAUGGUUGAUGAUAGGAGAUUUAGAAAUUGGGUGAAAUAUAUUAGUCCACCUUUGAAACUUCCUUCUAGGAAUACGGUUAAGGCUGACAUAGUGAAAGUCCACAAGAGAGAAGCUGCGGAACUUAAAAAAAUUUUAGUUUCCAUUCCAAAUAGAAUUUGCUUAACAUUUGAUCUUUGGACUUCCAGAUUUGAAUUGUCUUCUAAAAUCUUUACGCUUUUGACUGAGUGGAAAGUUGAUAAAAAGAUUUUUUCCAUUACUUUGGAUAAUGCUUCUUCUAAUGAUACUUGUGUUGAACAUUUGAAAAUGUAUAAGAUUAGAGAGGGUAUUAAGUUUCUGAGAAAAUCUGAAAGUCGAAUGGUUAAGUUUAAAGAAUGUUUUGAAGAUAUUGAGGGACUUGAGUAUACGACUGCAUUAUGUUUAGAUGUUCCUAUUAGGUGGAAUUCACUUUAUGCAAUGCUUGCAAGUGCUAUUCCUUAUAAGAAAGCUUUUGAGAUGUAUAAACUUAUUUUAAUGAAUAGUUUGAAGAAUGAUGAAGUGCUUAUAAGGAACAUGGGAGAAAAAAUGAUGAUUAAUUUCAAGAAAUAUUGGAAAGAAUACAGUGUUGUUCUUGCAUUUGGGGCAGUUCUUGAUCCUAGAUUUAAACUCAACACUUUGGUUCAUUGCUAUAAUGAGAUUGAUCCUAUUAGUGCUAAAGACAAAGUGGAGCAUGUGAAGAGUAAGUUAUACAAGCUUUUUGAGGUUUAUGACCAAAAUUCCUCUACAACUGUAGAGAGUUUUUCCCAACUUUCAAGUAAUUUUUCUCAAGCAACAUCUUUUGCAAUUGAAACUCAGCUUAUUAAAAUUGUUGGUGAUUUGAUGUCCCGUAAUCAAGAAGCUGAAGUGAAAAGUGGAAAGAACCAACUGGAUAUUUAUUUGAGUGAGGCAACAUUAUUUUGCAAUGAUGCAAUCAUUGAUGUUUUGCAAUGGUGGAAAGACAACCAUCAUCGUUUUCCAACACUAUCACUAAUGGCACGAGAUUUGUUGAGCAUUCCUAUUACUACCGUGGCUUCAGAAUCUACAUUUAGCAUGGGUUCUCAUGAUUUGAAUAAGUAUAGAAGUCGUUUGUUGUCAGAUAAUGUUGAAGCGGUGAUUUGCACCAGAAAUUGGAUAUGUGGAUAUGAUGAUUUUGAGGAAGAUAAAGAUCAAGAAGAUAUUGCAAAAGGAGAAGGCUAUUCUUCAGGAGUUGGUUCCAAUGAUGUUAUUGACUUAUAUGAAGAUGAAGAUAAAAAUUAAGUGUAUUGAAUUAAGUUU
Messenger RNA from Arachis ipaensis, 1686 nucleotides. Lineage: Eukaryota; Viridiplantae; Streptophyta; Magnoliopsida; Fabales; Fabaceae. The record is from RefSeq and is a predicted model, not a curated record.